GGGGACUCCGGGGCAGCGAGCAGCGCCCACCCAAGCGCAGAUCCUGCAGCCACCCUACCCUCAAACUCAAAGGAUCUGGACCCAAUCUGUGGAAGGACUCCUCAUGCUUAGUGGGACCUCAGCACUAUCCACCAAGAUCCAGGCCAAGCUCUCGCUCCCUGAGCUUUGGGUUUUUUCCCCUCAUUUUGCCCAGGUGGGAUCAUAGCCUAGCAAAGGACUCUGGACACAAAUAGAAUCUACAGCAACUGAACCAAUGGGGCUGGAUAUGAAGCGCUGGGUGAUGCCCAUUACACUGGGCCUGACUACCUGCAUAGUUAUUACCCUGGUGCUGACCCUCCUGGCCACUAAAAGUACCCUUCGCCCAGGAACCAAGUUUGGACUCGUGUUUGAUGCCGGCUCCUCCCACACAUCCCUCUUCAUGUACCAGUGGCCAGCGGACAAGGAGAAUGACACAGGCGUGGUUGGCCAGACCAUGACUUGUGAUGUGAAGGGCGAUGGCAUCUCCAGCUAUGCCCAAAAACCUGAAGCUGCGGGAAGAUCCUUGAGGCCAUGUUUAGAUAAAGCAAUGAAGUUGAUCCCAGCAGCACAACUGGCCCAGGUGCCUGUGUACCUGGGGGCCACAGCAGGGAUGAGAAUCCUCAGCUUGCAGGACCCAGAGGCUGCUAAUCAGGUCUUGGCUGAGGUGAGCAAGACUAUCCAGGAGUACCCCAUGGAUUUCCGAGGGGCUCGGAUCAUCUCCGGUGCUGAGGAAGGAGUCUAUGGUUGGAUCACUAUCAAUUACCUCCUGGAAACCUUCACUAAGUAUUCAGUCAAGAAUGGAGGCUGGAUCCACCCUCCAGCAACCAAGGUGCUUGGGGCCCUGGACCUGGGAGGAGCUUCAACCCAGAUCAGCUUCUUCCCCAGCGGACCCAUUGCAGACCCAACCACUGCCUCCCACUUCCGUCUGUAUGGUUUCAACUACACCAUCUAUACACACAGCUACCUGUGCUAUGGACAGGCCCAGGCUCAGAAGCAGGUGAUCAUGAAGUUGACCCAGGAAUCCCAGGAUACCCCUGGCCAGAUCCAGCAUCCCUGUUACCACGAAGGCUUUGAGAAGAAAGUGACAGCACAGUCUAUCUAUGACAGUCCCUGCACAGCCUACUUGCAGCCAAGUGGUGUCAACUUGAACCAGGAGAUGAUACUGGUGGGCACAGGCAAUGCCACUAAGUGCCGGCAGGCCAUCAGAGCCAUCUUCAAUUUUACUGCCUGUGGCCCCCAUCAUUCCUGCGCCUUCAAUGGUACCUACCAGCCUGACGUGAGCGGCCAGUUUUUUGCUUUCUCAGCCUUCUACUACACCUUUGCCUUCCUCAACAUCACCUCAGGCCAGUCUCUGUCGGAAGUCCGGAACAUCAUUGAGCUUUACUGCAGUCGGAGUUGGAUGGAUGUGACUGCCAGUUACCCCAAACAGAAGUUGCAGUGGCUUCAGGAUUACUGUGCCAAUGCCAACUAUAUCCUCAUACUCCUCCUGGAAGGCUACAAGUUCUCUGAGAAGAGCUGGACCUCCAUCAGGUUCCAACAGAAAGCUUCAGAGACGGACAUCGGCUGGACUCUUGGCUAUAUGCUGAACCUAACCAACAUCAUUCCGGCUGAGGCUCCAGUCCAUGUUCGUGCCCAGAAGAAGGGACACUGGGUUACCUCCAUCUUCUUCCUUGUACUUACCCUGGUUGCAGCCCUGGUUCUGCUGCUGGCAUACUUCCUCUGAGGGAAAUCUUCCUGUCUGGGUGGGAGACCCAAGCCCAGGGCCCUGCCUUUGGUUCAAUGAAGAUCAUUUUCAGACCCCAAUCCUGGAGGCUAAGGGUGGUGGCUGCUGGAUAUGGAGAAAGAGAUGACCUAUGACCGCUCCAUGUUCCUUAGCACCGUACUACCCACGUGUCUCACACUGUCUGGCUCCCAUGCCUCAGGUCUCCUUCUGCUCCUGUAUGCUCCAUGUUCCACUCCACAUGUUCUUCUUUAGUCACCCCUCCUUUCUCCCAUCAUUGUCACUCUGCUUCACUCCCAAAGGCUCCCCUGCCCCCAUCCUCCUCUUCUGUUUACCCUACAGGCCUUGGGUUGGCCAGUAGGGGUGGAAGAGGUUAGGGGCUCUCGUGCCGUCGUGAGCUAGCUUACUCCGGGGGACAUAGAGACAUUCCCUCAAACCUUAUAUCACGUGCAACUACACAAAUGGACCGAGUGGCCCAGUGAUGUAAACACUUUCACCAUUAUGCACACUAAGGGCCCAGGACCUCCAUCCGGAAAUCUUAAUUAAAGCUAGGCUUG
Molecule: messenger RNA, 2295 nt
Organism: Gracilinanus agilis (Agile Gracile Mouse Opossum)
Lineage: Eukaryota; Metazoa; Chordata; Mammalia; Didelphimorphia; Didelphidae
Product: ectonucleoside triphosphate diphosphohydrolase 8-like
Exons: 12
Coding region: 254-1741 (495 amino acids)
Biological process (GO): nucleoside diphosphate catabolic process
Cellular component (GO): plasma membrane
Molecular function (GO): GDP phosphatase activity; UDP phosphatase activity
Source: RefSeq, a predicted model, not a curated record